Schistosoma margrebowiei is the source of this 1361-nucleotide messenger RNA. Lineage: Eukaryota; Metazoa; Platyhelminthes; Trematoda; Strigeidida; Schistosomatidae. The record is from the annotation of a GenBank genome assembly.
GGUCAACUGGGUAGUGCUUUUUUCAAAACGCUUACAUUUUCUGACUUGUUUUCGCAUCAUAAUGCCACCUGAUCCAUCCGAGUUAGUUCAUGGUAAAUCAGUCGAUAUAGAAAAGCCUCGAUAUGAUCAGUCCACGUACAUUGGCAGAGCCAAACACUUUUUUAUUACAACUAAUCCUUUGAACGCAUUGAAAACAUCUACUGAAUUAGAAGAAGCAAGGACCAUCGUUCAUAAUUAUAGGAUAGGGAUUAUUCAACCUGGCUUAACUGUAGAAAAGCUUUGGCAAGCAAAAAAUGUGUACGACUCAGCGUUUCAUCCAGACACAGGAGAAAAAAUGAUACUCAUUGGACGCAUGUCAUUUCAAGUUCCUGGGAAUAUGUUUAUAACGGGUUGUUUGCUACAGUUUUACAAGUCUACACCGGCUGUCAUAUUCUGGCAAUGGUUUAACCAAACAUUCAAUGCCGUUGUAAAUUAUACUAAUCGUAGUGGUGACGCACCUAUUUCAUUAACACGUCUUGGGAUAUCAUAUGUUUUGGCUACUGGUGGGGCAUUAGGCACUGCAUUAACUAUCAAUAAACAAGUCCAAAAAUUCCCUCCUAUAAUUGGUCGAUUUGUACCAUUUAUUGCAGUCUCUGCAGCUAAUUGUAUUAAUAUUCCAUGUAUGAGAAGUGCAGAACUAACUGAAGGUACACCUAUAUUGGAUGAAAAUGGUGAGAAAUUGGGUAAAUCAACUGUUGUAGGACGUAGAGCUGUUAGUCAAGUGGUUUUAUCACGAAUAUUAAUGGCUUCCCCUGGAAUGACAAUUUUGCCUUUUGUGAUGCAAUCAUUGGAAAAACAAAAAUUGCUUAUUCGUUAUCCUUGGUUGGGAGCUCCAAUACAAAUUAGCUUAGUCGGUUUAGUGUUAUCUCUUGUAACACCUUUAUGCUGUGCUGUAUUCCCACAAAUCAGUUCAAUUCCAUUUCAUAAACUUGAACCUGAUGUUCAAGCACAUAUUAAAGAAAUUCGAUCUGGUCGAUUACCUUCAGUUGUUUAUUAUAAUAAAGGUUUAUAGUUCGUUUUAAAUGAAUAAAAACAAAAUAAAUGAAUGUUCGAAUUAAAUUCCAUAUCUGUAAGAAGAAAAUUAAUUUUCUAUGAAUGUAUCCCAUUUAUUCACAAUUGCAUUUUAGUUACCAUUCUAAUAUUAUUUUUGUCAAAUGAUUUGUUAGAUUUGAAAUAGUCAAUUUGGAUGCAAUGUAUUUAAUAUACUUUUCUGGUGUAGAACAAUUGAUUUCAUUCAUUUAAACAAUAUUUCUAGUUCUCUAACUAUUUAGUAAGUGUUCGAAGUAAUUGAAUAUACUGAGGAGUUGUUUUAUUCUUCUAAA